CCCUUCCCCCCUCACUACCCUCAUUCUCCUCUCUGCAACCUCAUGUGAAAGCGAGAGAGAGAGAGAGAGAGAGAGAGAGAGAGAGAGAGAGAGAGAGAGAGAGAGAGAGAGAGAGAGAGAGAGAGAGAGAGAGAGAGAGAUAGAGAUAGAGAGAGAGAGACUGCAGAGCUUUUAAAUAGCCUGACUGUAAUACCCCCUCUCUUUUCUUGCGUCCUAAAUGUACCCUUUGCAGUGCACCAGUUUUUAACCACGUGGUUCUGGUCAGAUCUAGUGCACUGCAACGAGUGUACAAAACAUUAAGAACACCUUCCUAAUAUUUAUUUGCCCUUUUGCAGUCAGAACAGACUUAAUACGUCAGGACAUGAACUCUACAAGGUGUCUAAAGCGUUCCACAGGGAUGCUGGCCCAUGUUGACUCUACAGGGUGUCUAAAGCGUUCCACAGGGAUGCUGGCCCAUGUUGACUCUACAAGGUGUUGAAAGCGUUCCACAGGGAUGCUGGCCCAUGUUGACUCUACAAGGUGUUGAAAGCGUUCCACAGGGAUGCUGGCCCAUGUUGACUCUACAAGGUGUCGAAAGCGUUCCACAGGGAUGCUGGCCCAUGUUGACUCUACAAGGUGUUGAAAGCGUUCCACAGGGAUGCUGGCCCAUGUUGACUCUACAAGGUGUUGAAAGCGUUCCACAGGGAUGCUGGUCCAUGUUGACUCUACAAGGUGUCUAAAGCGUUCCACAGGGAUGCUGGUCCAUGUUGACUCUACAAGGUGUGGAAAGCGUUCCACAGGGAUGCUGGCCCAUGUUGACUCUACAAGGUGUGGAAAGCGUUCCACAGGGAUGCUGCCCCAUGUUGACUCUACAAGGUGUCUAAAGCGUUCCACAGGGAUGCUGGCCCAUGUUGACUCUACAAGGUGUCUAAAGCGUUCCACAGGGAUGCUGGCCCAUGUUGACUCUACAAGGUGUCUAAAGCGUUCCACAGGGAUGCUGGCCCAUGUUGACUCUACAAGGUGUCUAAAGCGUUCCACAGGGAUGCUGGCCCAUGUUGACUCUACAAGGUGUCUAAAGCGUUCCACAGGGAUGCUGGCCCAUGUUGACUCUACAAGGUGUCUAAAGCGUUCCACAGGGAUGCUGGCCCAUGUUGACUCUACAAGGUGUCUAAAGCGUUCCACAGGGAUGCUGGCCCAUGUUGACUCUACAAGGUGUCUAAAGCGUUCCACAGGGAUGCUGGCCCAUGUUGACUCUACAAGGUGUCUAAAGCGUUCCACAGGGAUGCUGGCCCAUGUUGACUCUACAAGGUGUCUAAAGCGUUCCACAGGGAUGCUGGCCCAUGUUGACUCUACAAGGUGUCUAAAGCGUUCCACAGGGAUGCUGGCCCAUGUUGACUCUACAAGGUGUCUAAAGCGUUCCACAGGGAUGCUGGCCCAUGUUGACUCUACAAGGUGUCUAAAGCGUUCCACAGGGAUGCUGGCCCAUGUGGACUCUACAAGGUGUCUCAAGCGUUCCACAGGGAUGCUGGCCCAUGUUGACUCUACAAGGUGUCUCAAGCGUUCCACAGGGAUGCUGGCCCAUGUUGAUUCCAGGGAUGCUGGCCCAUGUUGACUCCAGGGAUGCUGGCCCAUGU
Molecule: messenger RNA, 1613 nt
Organism: Oncorhynchus keta (chum salmon)
Lineage: Eukaryota; Metazoa; Chordata; Actinopteri; Salmoniformes; Salmonidae
Exons: 6
Coding region: 686-1591 (301 amino acids)
Source: RefSeq, a predicted model, not a curated record